AUGCGUGUUUUUAGCUUUAUUGGCAAAAUGUGGAAUUGGCAAAAUGUGGUGACCGUCUUUUUCUUUUCUUUUUUUCCCCUUUUUUCAUCAUCCUCUUGUCUCCUGACUGCUAUUAUAUGGAACUCCCCCCUCCCCCUUCUCUUCCAAAAAAAAAUUUUUUCACGUUUUUAACAUGUGAAUCAUAUGAUUUUUUAACUAAUUUGGACCAUAAAAAGGGAUUUUUUAUAUAAAUAGCCAUAAAGCUGGGGAGUGAGGAAAAGAAACAAAGAACACAAUUUGCGUGUGACAUAAAAGUUUUCUGCCAACAAAAUUUUUGUAGUCGAACAAAACACAAAAAUUUGCAGAAAAAGUGUCAUGAGUUUGGUUUAUUAGUUCGGUUGGUUCAUUCAAUUUUUGAGGUCUUGGAGGACAAGAAAAUAAAAAGAACUUUUUUGGAGGAUAACCUAAUAGAUCAACUUGCUUAGAUCAACUUAAAGCGACUAAUCUUCAGACUCUAAUGGGAGAUUAGGGAUGUCAGGGUAAACGAAAAUCUUUUGGGUUUCGAAUUUUCGAAAAAUUUCUCGGAUUGGAUUUCGAAUUGAAAAUUGUCCGAGUUCCAGUCUCGAAGUUUUUAAAAUAAAAAUGUAAAAAAAUUUUUUCGAUUGGUGUAGUUGGAUAGUGUUCGGUUUAAGAGGUCCAAGGUUCGAAUCCUACUAGUGGAAAAUAAUUUUUAAAUUAUUUUAAAAAUUGUCCGAGUUCGGAUUUCGUGUAUCGAAUUCGCCGUGACAUCCCCUUGGAGACAUUGAAAAGGCUAUUAGAGUCUGGACACUUAAUGACUAUAAGGUGUUCGUCGAUCUCCAGGGUGUUUGCUUCUAACACCAAAACACACUCCGUACGACCUUGGAAAAUUCAA
This is a messenger RNA of Meloidogyne enterolobii, 892 nucleotides long. The record is from the annotation of a GenBank genome assembly. Lineage: Eukaryota; Metazoa; Nematoda; Chromadorea; Rhabditida; Meloidogynidae.